Copidosoma floridanum is the source of this 1808-nucleotide messenger RNA. RefSeq names its product CUB domain-containing protein Sol1 (gene Sol1). Gene Ontology annotation, cellular component: plasma membrane. Lineage: Eukaryota; Metazoa; Arthropoda; Insecta; Hymenoptera; Encyrtidae. The record is from RefSeq and is a predicted model, not a curated record.
AUGCAGCCUGACAGGAUAAUCGUGGGGUGGUGCUUCUGGUGGCUGGUUUGCACCGCAUCGGUGACGCUCGGGGCUCUGCGGGACAAGGAGCUCGGCGAUGGCAGGCCGUCAUCGUGCGACGUGGUCUUCCACAGCGACACAACCAAGGCGGGCCUCGUCACGUCGCCCGGUUAUCCAAGCUCGUAUCCACCGAGGACGAGGUGCAGGUACGAAUUCCAGGGCCGGGGCAAGGAGAGGAUACAGAUCGUCUUCCAGGACUUUGACAUCCAUCGCUCGCCCGACGUCACGAAAGAAUGCGAGUCGACGGACGCGCUGGUGGCUUACGUGUCGAUAGAGAGCAAAAUGGAGAAGAUCGACUCGUUUUGCGGCGAAUCACCGCCGAGGCCGCUCAUGAGCAACGGACCCCGACUACUCCUCGAGUUCCAAGGCAUAACGUCCUCGCGCCACGUCCGAGGCUUCAAGGCCACGUACUCCUUCACGGAGAAUUUUGGGAUAACAACAGGCAAACAGGAGCCAUCGUACCCCUGCGCCUUUGUGUUCAAUAGCAACGAGACCCUGAACGGGACCUUCACUUCACCGAAUUAUCCGGGAUACUAUCCGCGGGACACGGAGUGCCAUUACUUCUUCAACGGGUUGGCCAAGGAACGGGUGCACAUCCACUUCUACUUCUUCGACGUCGAGGGAGUUCUGCCAUGCGAGGCAGUGACGGCGAGCGACUUUGUCGAGUUCUCGAACUACAUGACGCGCGACCGCAAGUACUCGCGCCACUGCGGCCAACUGGCCGAGUUCGACGUCGCCUCCGAUCGGUCCUUCUUUCGCGUCACCUUCAAGAGCAACGAUCGACUCGACGGCACGGGCUUCAACGCCAGCUACGUCUUCGUCAACGAGGAGGACAACUACACCCUCAAGACCCCCGUCGGGGCAGCUGGUCCCGUCGCUACGUCUGGCUGUUGGCUGCUAAUGCUGAUCCUGCUCGCGCUACUUACGAGCCACCAUCAUCAUCAGCAUCAGCAAUAGGACCGAUCGGCUGCUUGGAAGGGGCAAACUGCCCGAGUUGUGCGGUGGGAAAAGAAGCAGCCGGGGAGCAAGAAGUGACUUUUGGACCCGCUGCUUCGCCGGGAGGAAGAAGAAGGUGCGCGCCGAGCGUUUGUACAUAGUACGCGAGUGUGAACGGGAAAGGGGCGAUGGCGAGUUUUUCGCUGCUUUGGCGCCGAGUUGCGAGAAUGGCUGUUGUUGUUGUUGUUGUUGUUGUUGUUGUUGGUGUUGGUGUCGUUGUUGUUUAUGGUUUCGACGUUUUGUCGCGGUGGAGCGGACGUGCAAGAAGCCGACGACGACCUCGAUCUUUCUUUUUUUUGUCUUGGGUUCAAAGUUUGGAUGAAUGAUGACGACUUCGUUUGUAGAUGCUUAGAUUACUGACGAGCCAUUUGUGUUUUUUUUUCUUCGUUGGGGGGUGUCGUGAAAUUUCGACUAUUUUCCCCGCGAUUAGGAGUUUUUGGAAGUUUAACGGAGAGCGUGUUGAGUACCGUACGAUUCGAGAAUUUUAUUUUUGAGAUGAAUAUUUUUUGGAUACGAAAAUAUUUACCUAUGGAUGUCGAUCUUCAUACAUGUAAUUGUCUUAUGAUUUUGCGGCGAGUCUAAUUACUGGUACUUUUUGAUUCGUUUCAUCGAUUAGGGUUGAAAUUGAGAAGGAGUAAGUAUUAGUUAGGAAAUUUUUAUAGGAGUACAUUCAUUUUUGUCGACCAUCAGAGACAUGGACAGUCACUGUUUGUGUAAAAAUAAACUGUAGUAUAAUCUUACAUAAGCGCGAA